This is a messenger RNA of Triplophysa dalaica, 5252 nucleotides long. Its product is annotated as sterile alpha motif domain-containing protein 9-like. NCBI's taxonomy places the organism in Eukaryota, Metazoa, Chordata, Actinopteri, Cypriniformes, Nemacheilidae. Gene Ontology annotation, molecular function: protein binding. Gene Ontology annotation, cellular component: cytoplasm. The record is from RefSeq and is a predicted model, not a curated record. The coding region runs from base 127 to 4671 and encodes 1514 amino acids. The transcript has 3 exons.
GCGGAUCGAGAUGCGGAUGGACGCAAGUGUAAACCGUUGCACCGUUAACUUGUUUAAAGUUGUGUGCGUGCCUUCAAAUAAUGGCACAAAACAUUUAUAAAAGAUAAAUUGCAUGACCUCUUCAGAAUGGACUACAAAUCCAUACCAUGUUCAAACUGGAAUGAAACCCAUGUUAGCUCAUGGUUACAGACAAUUGGACUAAAACCAGAGUACAUAGAGAAACUUGAGAAAGAAGAAGUAACAGGACCUGUACUUCUAACAAUUGAAAAAUCAUAUUUACGUGAAAUUGGUUUGCAAGGUGGCCAAAUACAGCUUUUGCUACGUAGACGAGAGGAGCUUUUACAGCAGGACAAGUCAAAAAUACUACAAAAUACUUCCCAUCUUGGUGAAGGCAGAGAGUAUGCAGAACCUAAGGUUGAUUCCUGCAGUGGUGUAACUAAACUGGAAGAAACAUUGUCAGUUAGUGAUGACUCUGCAGCACCUGUGUUUUUGACAACAAGUGGGUAUCGAAAAUUUGAUGACAAUGAUGUAUACUUCAGCUACAAAAAGAAUGACAUACUUCCACCAGAGACAGGAAUAUACAAAAUGAUCACUCCAUGUCAUGAGUAUAAAUCUCUGGAAAAUGCGUGUAAAUUGGAAUCAAGAAAACUGAAGGUCAAAUAUGCCAGUGAAGUUAUUCGAUUUGCAUGUGCAUGCAUGAAUAUGCGUGCAAAUGGCACAAUCCACUUUGGGGUCAUGGACAAGACAAAAACAUCCUACAAACAUGGAGAGAUUAUUGGAAUUCCCAUCAAAGACAGAGAAGACUACGAAGAUGCAUUAGACUUCAUUGAACAUUGUUUUCCAACACAGAACUCUGAUGCAAGAAAAUGUAUCAAGCCUCCAAAAUUCAUUCCAGUAAUUGAUAAAGAUGAUCAGACCCAAAGCUGGAUCGUCGAAGUCGAUGUAGUUCCUAUGGUGAAUAUUGUAAGGGGAAAAUUAUAUAGUGCACGUAUUCCAAAGUUCAAUGAGAAAACCAAUAAAGUUGAAUAUGAGCAAAAAGCUUAUUAUCAUAGAGUAGGACCCAACACACCACGUAUAUCGGAAGAUGAACUUGUAAAUUUUGUUCAAGCACUCAUAGACCUUGACCAAAAAAGAGAAUGGGAAGAAAAUUACCAGAAUCACACAGAAGUACAUUUUAAAGAAGACUUGGGAAGAAAACUCUGUGUCCUUCUAACACGUGGAAAGAAAUGCAUGGACAACACGUUGCGUUACAUUAUUGUGUCGAACAGAUUUGAUCAAGAAAACCUCCAAAACAUCAAAUUCCUUGCCCACAUGAAUAUCUUUUCAGUUUUUGACUUUGAUCCUGACUCCAAAUUACUUGGAUUUUGUCAUAAUUACAAAGAGCACCAUGCAGUCAACCUUCACUUCCUUAAUGAUUAUGAUCAUAGGGAGAACAUAACUGACUUUAUUAAAAAGUUACAGCUCUAUGAAAGAACAAGUUGGAUUUUCUGCAAUGGCCGAAAUGAUUACAAUGGAGAUGAGAGUCCAUGCGAUGAAAGGACAUGGAUCAAAAACAAGAAGAAACUACUGAAAAGAGCAGUAUCUGUUAUCUGCAAUGACAUUCUUCCUAAAGGAUCAUUUGUGGUGCUGUUCAUUCUUAAUUGUGAAGUUGAACAACCCCUUGUUGACACUUUUCAUGAGUUCUACGCAGAAAUGAGUGGACAUGAAGACAUAGUCAUCAUCUCAGAGUCAAUGGAGAAUUAUAAGAAAUGGGCAAGUCUUGCCCAAGUGUCUUGUUCCCUGGAUGCACUUGAACAAAACAGUGUAGUUGGAAUGCCAAUGAGUCAUAUAGAUGCCACAAUUCAAAGCAUUCAGCUUACAAGUCGUCGACGUGAAAGACGUUUACCUGUAUCAAAUAAAGGAGUAUGCUUUUUAAAACCUGUUGAUGAGGAUUAUAUGCUCUCCUUAGAAGUAGUCAGUGUGGAUCAGUGUGAUGAAACAAAUGAAAAUAUAAUGGAGCAAGAACAAAUAAACAAAAUUGAACAAUACUUCUACCAGGGAGGAAAAAUUGAUUGGAUGAAUUUGUGGCUGGCUGACAGAACUCAGUGUGGAGAAGUUAUCAAGCGUGAUGCAUAUGAGGACAUUAACAAAAUGUUAGAAGAUCUUGUUUUAAGUAACACAUCGAAAAGGUCAAUUGAAAACAUCAACAUAUAUCAUCAUCCUGGCAGUGGUGGAAGCACAGUUGCUCGACAGAUUCUCUGGAAUUGGAGGAAAAAGAUACGAUGUGCUAUAGUUAAUCAAUCAUACCAGCCAACAACUGUGUGUGAACACGCUGUAAUGCUUCAAAAUUAUCAGGAAGUUGACAGUAAUUCCUGUUUACCUGUCCUCUUGUUGCUGGAGGAUUGCAAUACAGAGUAUCAGGAUGACCUCAGACGAGAAUUAAGCAAUGCAGUUACAUCACUGAAGAUUAGUUCCUCAACACUGUGUUUCAUUAUUCUGUGCUGUAAAAGGUCUCUUGAUCCAGAAAAUAUGUGUAAAGCGUGGCCUUUACGCACAGUUGCAGUUACACACAAGCUAUCAUCUGAAGAAAAGAAACUUUUCUCAAAGAAGGCAGAAAAUCUCAAGCCAAAGUUUGAACCAGAAUUUAUACUCACAUUUGUACUCAUGAGCAAAGAGUUUCAGCCAUCUUAUAUCACAGGCUGUGUUGGGAACCUUCUGAAGGGAAUUGACCAUUCGUGUUCUCAGACACAGCUGAUCAAAUUUGUUGCACUACUAAACAGCCAUAUUCAGAAUUCUUAUCUGUCUAUAUCCCACUGUGAGGCAUUCUUACGUAUAGGGAUUCAAAUGGAACAAGUUCGACACCAUGCAUUUGAAAACUAUUUAAGUGAACAAGCUAGGUUUUUUUUCAUACAGCUCAAAUCUAGUGAAACACAUAUUGACUCGUUUAGGAUCAUUCAUCAUUUGGUGGCUAAGGAGAUUUUGAAGCAGCUGUCAAGCCAACAGCCCCAGAGUGCUAUAGCAAUGGAUCUGCUCCAGAACAAAGUGCUUUUUGACCACAGAUUUGAUCAGGAAGAAUUUAAAAAGUUUGUCAGAGUUCUGUUUAUCAAGCGGACCAAGAAAAGUAAAGGGGAUCCGAAUGACAGUUGGUUUUCUCCCUUAAUAGAGCAUGUGUGGAAGACAGAGUCUCUGGAAAAAGCUAUAGGCCUUUUAAAGGUAGCUUACGAGCGUUUUAAAGAGGAUGCUUUUGUUGCUCAACAACUUGCACGACUUCUUAAUGAAAAUAAAAGGUUUGAGGAAGCUCAUACCUGGGCUGAAUGUGCAAAGUCUCGUCUCCCGCAACACACAUACAUACUUGACACAGUGGGACAAGUGUACAAAAAGUGGUUCUAUCACAAACAAGAUGCUAUUCUUGAAAAAGACCCCAUCAAACCAGAGGAUAUCACUGAUAUAAUUGAUACGGCUCUUAAGGGAAUGGAUGCUUUCAGAGCCUCAGAAAACUGUCCAGAGUCACAGAAAGUCUGCUUAAAUAAUUCUUACUUUGGAGAAGUUGAUAUUGGAUGUCGAUUGCUUGAGCUGCUGUCAAAUGUUGAUGUUUUUGCUACCAAAAUGGGAAAGUUCAGACUUGUGGAUUACCUUCUUACAGACUAUACACCAGAGGAAGUACAGAAGCCUUGGCAGAAGUUUCAUGGCCUUUUGAAAGGAAUUAACAACAGCAUCUUAAUUGCCCUGGAAUGCAUUUGUGAGGAUCUCGCUCGCUUUCAGAAUCACAGUUCGGAGGAAGAGGAAGAGUUGGAUGAAGGAGAGCCUGAGAAAAUAAAUAAUCCAAGAAAAUGGCUUCUAAGGAAAAGUGCUGUGUAUGCCAAGAUUUUCAGUGUUGACAUUCAAAAGGAUGAGGCUAUUGGUAAUGACACAGUCUCUACGUUCAUGAGACAAAUGAACAUUUUUCAACUUGGAGGCGGAAACGUUACAACAAUUCUUUACCUGCUUUCGGAUAACAAGAGACAAAGAGCUGGAGAAAAACUUGAGAAAAUAAUAAGUCUCUUUCCAGCAGACCUAAAAGAUCUCGACAAGACAGUGCUCAUAAACGCCAUAUUUUGCCAAAUAGCUCUUUCAUGUGCCUCACCUAGCUCUGAGAAACUUUUUUCCAUUCAAAAACUUCAAGAGCUCACCAGACAUUUUGGUAGAGAAAGAAGAACUCCAUUACCAGCGACUGCAUACUUUCUCCUCUCACUUUUGUUCUGGCCAGAGGAUUUAACAAGCAGAGAGGAUUCUACUACAAGAAGUGACAUUGUCACAAAUGCAAUAGGCAGACUCCACAGGUACUAUGAAAUUAAUCCCACUGCCGUGAGGAAAGGUAGGAUUUUAACUCACUUCUUUCUCGGAAAAGCAAGAGGUCUCAAUAAAAUUGUCCACAAGACCACAAUUGAAAAAUUCAUCAAGGGUACCUUCAAUGAGAGACGUCUCAAGUGGCAGGGCGGUGAGGUGUGGACAAACCCAGAAGUUGUGAGACUGCUAAAGAGAGUUGAUGGAUACACUGAAAAUGGAAAUCUGUUCAUAAGGUUAUCUAAGACCAAUAUCAGAGUCAUUCCACUUUUUUCAGCAUCUUUGCCAAGUUCAAAUGAAAAUAUGACUUUCUAUCUGGGGUUUUCUUUUCAUGGAGUGGUAGCUUUUGACAUCAAAGUCUCACAAUAGAAUUGUUAUUUAAAGGUUCAGAUUACUUUAUCAAAAAUACCAACUUGUGGGAUUAUAAUGUAUAGCAAUGUGUUUAAAAUGUCUGCCUCUUAUUUGGUUUGUUUUGAAACUGUAUAUUACAUCAUAUUUUUGUACAUUUUGACAUUGGAGACAUAUAUUUAUGCAGAUAUUUAGAUAAGUAAACUCAGUAAGGAUAGCUUUAGAAGGCACUACCUGUUGGAAGGCACUUAAUUACAGAAGAUACUUCUCGUCACAUUUUUCCAAUUGUUUAGUAUCUUUAUAACAAUGUUUAGAUGGAAUUGAAUGAUUAAGAACAGCAUUAACAUACAAGAAUGUACAUUAAACAUGACAUUUGAAGUGGACCUGUAUGUUUUACAAUGUAACUUAAAUUACUCAUAUUGCAUUAUCUUUUAUUUUUAAUGCCAUGAUUUUCUGACAUCAAUAAUUAGCUAAAAAAUAUGAUGUGAUCUUAUAUUUAUGUACAUUAGUAUGCAAAAAAUGUCUGUCCUUUAUUUUGAUGGUGACUUUCAGUUUGAAUAAUACAUUUUAAGUUGUACAUUUAAUAAAAAAAACUUUUAGAA